UGCCUUUUUCAAACAUGAAGUGGGAGUGGAGUAAGACUCUGGUAGGGGGUGACUUGCUCUUUAAUGACCCCUUGGUUGUCCCACAUAAAAAGCUGAGGAAGGUCAGUACUUUUCCUUUUUGCACCACUUUUUUGUAUUUAGCAAGACUGUUAAAUAAAAACAAACAAGCAGGCUGGUUGCCUGGCAACAGUCAGCAUGUGACCUGCAUUGUUUUCCUAGUUUCCAUGGUAUUAUAGUUAUGAUCUGUUGGGGGAGAUGAUUUGCCCUUUGAUCUGAUGACAUCAUAAAGCAUUUGCAUAACGCUCCUCAUUUGCAUAACACUCAUUUCCAUAACACUGACACAGACCAAGCUUAACUAGUGAGACCAGACCUAUGCAGUGUGACAGAUCAGCUGAUUUCAAAAUGCCUCAGGAAACAACUUCUGUUAAGCCAUACCAGGUAAAAGAGGGAACUCUUUUAAAGUUUGUUUUUAACCAAUCACAAGAAAUUGAUGAUCUUAAAGUGAAUGCACGUAAAAAGGAGAUUCAAUUCAAAAACCUCGAAAAACAAUUUGAAGAAGCACAAAGUCAAUAUUCUGAUGUCCAACAGCAGUUGGAGUCAGAAUUAAAGAAAAAAGAUGACGAAUUUCAGACACUCCAUCAAGAAUUUGUGAAACUUCAAGAAAAGCUUGCUAUUGAGAGAAAGAAACAAACUCAUUUCAAGCAACUGAUUACCCAAAUUAAUAAAGACAGCAUUUUAGUCAAAAAUAAGUUGGAGAACUGCUCAAACAUAACAGAUCAGCUUUUAGCAUGCCAUGAAAAAAUUGAAGAGCUUGAAGAUUUUCUGGCCUAUGAACGGGAACAGAAUGACAAGUUGAAGGAUUGUUUAUAUAAGCAAGAGGUGGAGAGCCAUAGUUUAGAAGAGAGAAACAUGGAUAGCUUACAGCAGGAAGAAGAGAUUAAAGAUGAUGUUAUAGCCAAAAUCUGUGUAAAAUAUGGGAUUAAUAAAAGCCUCAGGGCAGAUUUAAAAUCUACUGAAAAAUUAUUAGUAAAGGAAAAAGCUAAGAACAGAAAACAGCAAAUUGAGAUUGAUAAUCUGAGAAAGCAACUUCAAGAUUCCCAAGUUCAACGAGAAGCUUUUGACGACCAAAUCAAAUCUCUGCAGACACAGAAAGAUAAUGAAAUUUCUGGCUUGAUGAAAACUAUCCAAGAAUGUAAGAACCAGGAAAGUGAGCUAAAGGAUAACAUGAGAAGAUCUGGAAUCCAAACAAACAGUAUUAGAAAACUGUUUUUCGAAGCUAAUGAUUCAGUUGUGGACUUACAGAAGGAAAUUAAGGAACUGAAAGACUCCAAUGUGAAGUUAGUUAAGGAGAAGUGUGAGACAACGUUAGAGCUGGAGAAACUGAAAGACUCCAAUGUGAAGUUAGUUAAGGAGAAGCGUGAGACAACGUUAGAGCUGGAGAAACUGAAAGACUCCAAUGUGAAGUUAGUUAAGGAGAAGCGUGAGACAACGUUAGAGCUGGAGAAACUGAAAGACUCCAAUGUGAAGUUAGUUAAGGAGAAGCGUGAGACAACGUUAGAGCUGGAGAAACUGAAUUACUCCAAUGUGAAGUUAGUUAAGGAGAAGCGUGAGACAACGUUAGAGCUGGAGAAACUGAAAGACUCCAAUGUGAAGUUAGUUAAGGAGAAGCGUGAGACAACGUUAGAGCUGGAGACGGUGAAAGGUCAGCUGCUCCUAGCUUCUGAAGAUAAAAAUCAAGACGCAGAACAGUUGAUAAAGGUAGCAGCUGAGAAGGUAAUGUUUGCCAGCGAGCUGAAGGACUGUAAAACCCAGAUGGCAAGACUAAAGGAAGUACAACUCAUAAACAUUAGAGAGUUAGAAAACAAAAUAACACAACUUGAGGAGAAAAACAACAGGCUCAUUGAGGAGAAUAAGGCAAGUCAGAAAUUAUCUGAAAAGAGGCCUAGCGACCGUAGUUUAAAGAGUAGGGAAUUUAUCAUUUACAGACAUUUAGAACCUGAGAAAAUUAACCCUAGAAAGACUAAUUUUCUGCCCUCAGUGUUACCACAACACAAAAUCAGCACCUUAAACCAAAAGCAGGACAAAAAUAAGACGUAUGACUCAGUUAUGCCACAAGAAAUGAAUAAAAUUAAACCGGUAAAGAGCCUUGGCAAGCCAAAGUGGAGAUAACGACCUAAUGAAAGUUAAGACUUUUGAAUCCUAGCUUAAAGCCGUCUACGCGUUCUGUUCCAUGGCGAAAUCGAAACUUCCGUCGUUUUGUUUGGCUGUGUCAGGUUGGAGGGAAUUAAGGUUAUUUAAGCGGUUCAGAGUUAAUAAAGUGGUAGAUAUGAUGUUUCACAAGGUGCUGCUAGAGUUUUGUGAAAUAUUACUUCUGAUUUUACUAUAAAACAUAAUAAUAAUCAACUUCUCCAUGUUUGCUCGGAGAUGUGCGGAGCAUUAUGUCCGCUCAUUGGUCAGUGAAUGAAACCUCCGUUGAUUGGUCCUCGUCCGAGCGACAGCGAUGAAAAGUUGAAAAUGUUUCAACUUUCUGGGAUCGCGUCGCUGGGUCGUCCGUGCAUGGCACGUGCACGAGUGCAAAAUUUCACACGCACGUUUUUCGCGUUUCGCUUAGUAGGAGGGAGACCCGCGAUUAUCGCUUUAUCGCGCAUGUCUCAUUGAAAAUGAAUGGAGGACAGGCGAUGUCGCCUACCGUGUGUCGAGCCCAUUAGAGUUAUGUACUAAGCAUACUAGUCAAGUCAAUAUUUAUUUAUAUUGCACAUUUAAAAGGCAACACUGUUACCCCAAAGUGCUGCACAGCCGUUAUAGUAGUAGAAACAUAAAGUAGAAACUUAAAAGCCAGCGAGGCAUGAUAACAAAUUUAAACCACAGGAAACUGAAACAGAAUACAUAGCACAUCAUAGAACAUCAACGAUAAAUCGUAGGUUAAAAUGUAUAAAAUAAGAGCUGUAAGAGAAACCUGCAGCCACGUAAGCAAGCUGUCCCACAGGGUAGAAGCCACAUCAGAGAAAGCUCCAGCAGCCUUGGCUUUGAGUCUAGAUCUGCGUGUAGCUAGCAGAUGGAGACCAGCUGAUCUUAGCGCCCUGGAUGGGACAUACGGCUGAAUAAGGUUGCUCAAGUCUGCAUCAUGCAGUCUAUAUAUCAUACAAAAAUGUCUCUGCUAAUUAUCUGCACAGACAUGUCCCAUCUCAGUCCGUUUGUUCAGCUGAGCGGGAGCCGUUGGUGGCCCCCGCUCCAAAUAUGGAUUUUUUUUAAUUUAAUUUUUGUAUUUAUCUCAAACCAUCGAAAACAUGAAAUUGCAUAUGCACUCCCCCAUAUUCCUGGUGCAUACAAUUUUUUUUUUUUAAAAUGAGGAAUACGAUAAACAUGCUGUUGAAUGAAACAAUACAAAACAUACAAUAACAUAAAACCAUUUGAGAGGGAACUGGAAGAAGCAAAAGCUUAUCUAGUCCAGCCCCAAUUCAGCUAAUAAAUCACAUUUGCUCACAUUAACAAAUUUGAAAGAAAAAAAAACUUUUCUUUAUGCAGGUCGUUCUAUCUUCACCUUGCUACAUAAAAAGACAGUUACAAAACAAUUGUUCACAUGAAUCUACAGAAAAAGAAAACAAAACCAAUAAACAACAAAAACAAAAUAUUCCAUUUGAAGCCAAUUACCAUUUUUAUCACUUGCUAUUUAUGUAUGAGUCAAUUAUAAGUUGUUUAUACAACAUUUUAAAUGAUCUAAUGUUUUUACAUAAUUUUAAAGUCACAUCAAGUUUGUUCCACAGUUUGAUACCACAUACAGAUACACACAUACUUUUCAUAGUUGUUCGGUAUAAUGGAAAAAUGAAGUUUUUAACGCCUCUCAAUUCAUAACCCUCUUCAUGAGUUUUAAACAUCCUUUGCAAAUUAAACGGCAGUACACCCAUCAUGGCCCUAUACGGUACAAGGACAGUUUUAAAUUGAAUUAAGUCAAAAAAUUUGAGUAAUCUGGAAUUAUAGAAUAAUGGAGUUGUAUGAUCUCUAUAUCCAGAAUUUGUAAUUAUCCUUACCACUCUUUUUUGGAGAACACAAAUCUUUAAUAAAUUAGAUUCAUAAGUAUUGCCCCAUACUUCGACACAAUAUGAUAAGUAUGGUAGAAUCAUAGUAUAAUAAAGUGUGUGUAGUGCUUUCUGUGGUAGAGAAUAUCUUGUUUUAUUUAUUAUCCCAAUGCUUCUAGCUAAUUUAGAACACACAUAUUGUAUGUAUGGCUUCCAACAGAGCUUAUGAUCAAUCAAUAUCCCCAAAAACUUAAUUUAAGGUUGGAUCGUGUGUUAUUGGUUCUGGCUCCAACGCUCUGGAACAAGUUACCUCUGAGUGCCAGGCAGGCAGUAAUCCCAGAUUACUAGGUAAAAAGGAUUUCAUCUUUAAUAGUUAGAUCUAUUUCUGGUCAGCCUUUUAUUAAGGGAACUAACAGGCCAAGCCGGCAGGUUCUUUGUUGUUAUUCACUGGAGGAUUCAAUCUAUUUAAUAUUAUUAUUUUGCAGAAUAAUGCUCGAAUGGCAGCGUGCACCUCCACAAAUUAUACAUUAAAACAAGUGGCUUGGCCGAGGGGGAUGUGCUAAUACUUUUCUAAGUGUUUCGAUUUACGACGGUGACGUUACUGCCAAAAACAUUGCAUCUUUCUUUCUUUCUGUUGGGUAAUUUCUAAUAUUGUUCUUAUAUUACCUCAAAGAAAGUCGGAGCCCACACAGAGGGAUUAGUUUCAUAAUUUGGUAAAUUGUAAACAACCUUUAAACAGACAACAAACUCUGCAAAGUGUGACACUUUGCAGAGGGUGAGAGAAUCAAACAUCAGACACGACGGCCAUUUCCUCUCACACCGAGCCAAAGCUUGUGAAGAGCUUUUAUUGAACAUACACACACCCACAGAUUCCACAACCACCCUCCUUGGCCUCAGAAAACAAAUAGCGUGAAACUCCCCGUCCGACUAGUUUGGCUUCAACUAAUGGAACAAAACACAUCGAGCAGAAAGGAGGUGCUGAAAACAAUCAAACAUUAACAAGUAUCUGUUCCAUUUAUCCGUUUUCUCAAGCAGUAAGGGUGAGUGAACUCUGUUUGAUAACUAGUUCAGGGUUUUUCCUAACACUUUCUUUUAUUUAUUAUCCUGAUCUUAGGUUAGACCUCCACCCACCGCUGUGACUGUGUCACGUUGUGGGUUAGGAGGAGGUUAGGACCCAAGAUGCAGAUGACACCAGAUGACAUGAGGCAGGAGCGGUUUAAAAGUAAAAUCCUUUUUAUUUAGGAUGAGGAACCAAAAAAUCCAAAUGGGCAGGAAGCCUAAAACCUAAGUCCUGAGUACCAGGAGAACGAAAGCUCACACAGAGCACAAAACCUAGAGGCGAGGUACAAAAGCUCACAUAGAGCACAAAACAACGCUGACACAAAACAAUGGACCGACAAGAUACUGUGACAAAGACAGGGCUUAUACACUGGGGCAUGAUGGGAGGCAGAUGGGCUGCAGAUGUGUGGAGAGAGAACCAGGUGAAAGCAAUUAACUAAUCAGGGAAGAACAUGAUCUAAGAGUAAAACCUAAAGACAAGAAAAGCAACCACAUAACUAAUAUUCCAAGGGGAAGGAAAACUACAAACACCAGUGGGAAAAAAACAUACUAAAGAGACUAAUAAAAUGAAAAGCUGAAACUAUAAAAAACUGCAGAGGGGUGACUGGGGAUGACUAAAGGAACACAGGACCUGGGAGAGAUGAUCUGGAGGGCUGAAGACACAUGAGGAACACAAAGAGACACAUAAGGGGGAUUCUUAGAGGGGAAUGGAGUACACAAGGAGACACAUGAGGGAGACGCAGACCAUGACAGACGGACGUCGGAGGAACGCUACCCACCCCUCCGCCCGCCCUCACAGACACCGGAGGAACACGUUACUUUAUAUACAGAUUGAGAGUCUUCUGAUUGAGCUACAAUGUAGCCACAGCUGCUCUGGGGCACCCUGACAGAGGCAAGAUCUGAUGAACGCUGGCGUCACCGGUCCCUCUGAUCACCACCAGCAGGUAGGGUGGCUUAAGUGUCUUGCCCAAGGGCAAUUCUCUGGUCGGAGCCGAGAUCAAACCUGCAACCUUCUGAUUACUGGACAACCUGCCCUCCUGAGCUACUGCUGUCCCUGUCCUAGGUGUCCUCAGGGGCAUGUUCUACCUGCUUUACAGCUGUUAGCUAGCUAACAUGCAGCACUUUCAGUUCACCGAUCAUCAACAAAAACCACAAGAAGAAGAGAAGAAGUUUGCGUUUUGUGUUGUGAGCCUGGAAGUAAAAGUAAGAGAGUAAUGUCUUUGGAAGUGAAGCAGAGAGCUAAAACCAGAGUCUUCCUCUUCAUGAGCAGAAAACAUUUUGUAACCUGUCAAUAAAAGUACCUGAUUGGUUAAUGCAGAUAAGACAUGAUUUAACACACUUGUGUGGAGGCCAUUAGCACUUCUGAGGUCUGCUAAGAAUACGUGUUUGUGCAAAGUAACGUAGAGUAUGCUUGUGAAAACCUGUGUGUGUGUGUGUGUGUGUGUGUGUGUGUGUGUGUGUGUGUGUGUGUGUG
Messenger RNA from Nothobranchius furzeri (turquoise killifish), 6549 nucleotides. Lineage: Eukaryota; Metazoa; Chordata; Actinopteri; Cyprinodontiformes; Nothobranchiidae. The record is from RefSeq and is a predicted model, not a curated record.